AUGGCUUCGGUGUGGAAGAGAGACAACGUAUCUUUAAUUUGUACCAAUUCACUCUAUGAUCUUCAAUUUAAGUGCUCCCAAUUUUCUAGCAAGAAUGGUGACUUAAAUCCUGAUACUUCAGACUUCAAAGGCUUCUGCAGUCAAGCUUCAAAACCAAAAUCGGAUCGUGAUAACUUACUAGAAAAGAUUUUGGAGAAACUUCAGCUGAUAUCAAUUGUGGACGUUUCAAAACUAAUAAGUACGCCUUCAGGAGUACUUUUCGAUGCUGCAAUGUCAGGAAACGUUGAGUUUUUAGCAAAGUUUCUUCGCACGUUUCCUGGACUAAUAUGGGCAAGAAAUGAGAGAAAGCGAAGCGUAUUUCAUAUAGCUAUAAUAUAUCGGCAGGAGAAUGUAUUUAACCUAAUAUAUAACAUAGGAGCUGUUAAGGAUUACUUGGUAGGAAGUAAGGACUCCAAUGGUAAUAACAUGCGGCGCUUAGCUGGGAUGUUGCCAAAUCAUGAUCAGGAAAGACUUGGCGCGCCGAGAGCAAACCUUCAGAUGCAACGAGAACUAUUGUGGUUUAAGGUAGUGGGAAAGAUUGCCAGACCUUAUCAGAAGUUUGCUAAAAAUAAAGCUGGAAAGACACCCAGAGAAGUUUUCAUUGCCACCCACAAAGAGUUACUGAAAGGAGGGGAAAGAGCAAUUAAGGGGACAGCCAGUUCUUGUAUGCUUGUAGCAACUCUCAUUGCUGCUGUUGUUUUUAAUGCAGCCCUCACAGUACCUGGUGCCAGCAAUAAUGAGAUACCACUCAAAAUGGAGUUUGAAAAGUCGUUGCAUGUGAGGUUGAUGUUCGGGCUAACCUCUGUCUCCAUAACAGCCAUGCUCCUGGUCUUCAUCGCUGCCAUGUUUUUGAUCUUUGACUUCAAAUUGGAAUGGCUUCCUUAUCUUGUUGUUUCUCUUGCCUGCGGCCCUGUGGCUUUGUUUCUUGGGUUGCAUUUUGAUCUUUGGGCUGAUUUGAUCUGCUCGUAUUACUGGUCUAAAUUUUUGUUCCAGCCAAGUGAGCACAGAAUUUUCGAGUGA
Carya illinoinensis is the source of this 1059-nucleotide messenger RNA. RefSeq lists its product as uncharacterized. NCBI's taxonomy places the organism in Eukaryota, Viridiplantae, Streptophyta, Magnoliopsida, Fagales, Juglandaceae. The record is from RefSeq and is a predicted model, not a curated record. The transcript is spliced from 3 exons. The coding region runs from base 1 to 1059 and encodes 352 amino acids.